Messenger RNA from Solenopsis invicta (red fire ant), 3272 nucleotides. RefSeq lists its product as uncharacterized. The record is from RefSeq and is a predicted model, not a curated record. The transcript has 11 exons. Gene Ontology annotation, biological process: carbohydrate metabolic process. NCBI's taxonomy places the organism in Eukaryota, Metazoa, Arthropoda, Insecta, Hymenoptera, Formicidae. Gene Ontology annotation, molecular function: beta-N-acetylhexosaminidase activity; protein binding. Bases 163 to 2985 code for a protein of 940 amino acids.
UGUGAAUGCAUCGUGCUGUUAUGCUAUGUCGUGUAGAAGAUCGGCGACACGACCGGCGGCAGUCUCUCUGACAGUUGACAGCGAAAUGACAGUCCGAUGACGUCUGGCGACGCGCCGGUCUGACCAACCUCGCUCCGAGCCGCAGGCCAAACCCGAGCAGAGAUGCAAGGCAUCUGCGAGAACAUUCGCACGGCGAUCGAACACGGACGCACUGACAUUAUCAGAUCACUCCUGGACGCGUGUGAAAAUGGUAAUGCUACGGAGGGUAUCACGAGAGACAAAAUACUGAACCAACCAGUCUUGGAAGAAGGAACUUUCUUGUCAUAUGCUUCAAAGGUCUACUCUACCAAUCAAGCAGACAUUGUGAGAACUCUUCUGAAUUGCGGCGCCGAUCCAGCUGUGCAGAAUGCAGAUGGACAUAAUGCAGUAGAUGUUGCUUCAAGUGAUGCAAUACGACGUAUUUAUAUAGACGAAAUGUUGAGGGCAACAGCUGCUUCUGAAAUAGACAGAGUGGUACAGUUGCUGGAUGCAGGAUUAGAUGUUAAUUCGUGGGACUCACAGGAUAGUAAAAACACACCAUUGCAUUGGGCAGCGUGUUAUGGAAAUAAAGACAUUAUCGCGUGUUUACUUGAUAAAGGAGCUGAUGUGAACGCCGAGAAUGAUUGCGGUGCAACGCCUCUACACGAAGCAGUGAAUCGUGGCGACAUCGCUAUCUGCCAGGAAUUAUUGCAGGCUGGCGCAAAUCCUCUUAUACGGGCUACCAAAGCAACAUUUGCAGGAAAGACGCCGUAUGAGCUAUCUAGAAAGAAACAAUCUCUACAUUGUUUCCUUCAAAGAUUUAUAUCGAAUUUUAUGUUAAACGAAAACGAAACUGUACAUAGUGCCACUAUGUCGUAUCCAGAUACAAACUAUUGCCAAAAGGGUCUCACGUGCAAUAUGAGCCAACUGUCGGUUGAAUCUAAUAAGUCUUUGGAUCCGACGUACGAUGUGCCUUUGCGUGACGCAGGCAAAGAGAGUCCUAGCAAAUCUAUCGCCGAUAAAGGAAGUAUCUAUAACUUGCUAUGGCCGCAGCCAAAAGUUGUCAACGAACUGAAAAAUUUUACGGCCCCAUUUAUAGCUGGAAAGGAGCUUUUUAUAUCAAUAAUACAGGGCAGUGAAUCUGUACAUAAAAUACUAGAUGUUUGGGAGAUCAGUAGAACUCAUCUGCUAGAAUUAGGUCACGAUGUAAAGAUCGGCGAGGUGCAACCUAGUUGUGGCAAACUGCUCAAUGACAAUACAAUUGAAUGCAUCGUAAAUAGGAAUUUAUUUAACAUCGCAGAUAGCUAUCAAUUGCAUAUUACACAUAAUUCCAUCAAAGUGAGCGCUGGAAGUCUAGCGGGACUGCAUUACGCGGUUUGCACAUUCGUGCAAAUUCUACGUCUGAGCAAAAAUCAGAGUAGGUCGGAAGUGUGUGAGAUAGAGCCUGUCUUCAUUAAAGACGAACCGAGAUUUGCGCAUCGCGGUAUAUUGUUAGACAUCUCGCCUAGAGGACGUGUACCGACUUUGGAAUAUCUUUUACAAAUUAUCGACCUACUCUCAUCGUUUAAGAUCUCGCAUUUGCAUCUCUAUUCCAGGCUCGUACAAAAUUGCGAUUGGCAGCUUUGUUAUUCUAAAUCCGAGAUGGUGACUCUAGACAGAUAUUGCAGAGAUCGCCAUUUAGACAUAGUUCCAACGUUGGACGUCGAUUCUAAUGUCAGCCAACAUCAUCUCAUGCAUAUGUGGCCUAUCUUUCAAGACUUGCUCGCAGUAUUUCCUAGCUUAAAUUAUGUUCACGUAGGCCCGCGAUUAACCACUUUAUUAGUGCAAGCUGAUAGCUUUGAUUUGAGCGUAUCCGUCAACGAUACGCUCGAAACGGACAUGUCGGAAGUAUUCAAAUCUUAUUCGUGCCUUCAAGAACUCUGGCAUAUACUCAAUUUGAGCUCGAACACGACUCUGCUUUUAUGUUCCAACAGUUUGCAUUCCAAAUCCGAAUUUCAUAAUAUUCCUACUAACAUCGUAUUUGUUGAAUAUGGAUUUCAGGCCGAUUAUGAUUUCUCCGAAUGGACAGAGCCAUUCAGAUUAGCGGGCGGUAAUGUUUUACCAAGCUCGGGCACAGCUAGUUACAAUAGUCUGGCAGGAUGUCCGGCGUCAACGUAUGCGAACACAAGAAAUGCGAUAAAAACCUCUUUGGAGCAAAACUCAAUCGGUAUCGUUGUCGCACAUUGGUCGGGCAGUCAUCAUCUUACACCUCAUCCUUUCGCGUGGAUCGGUUAUUUAAUAGCAGCCGGUUUAGCAUGGAAUCCAACAACGGAAAUAGAUUUAGGACCUGAUGAUAAUUACGACAUCCCUGAAUUGUCUGCAUCAAUUAGAGAAAGAUUUAUCACGAAAUUAUUGGAUAUACACGUGUUUCAAGAUUCUGAAUAUAAAAUCGGCAGUGCGAUACUGGAAUUGGGACGUUUAGACACGUUGGUGUUAACGUUGAGUAAAAAUCAAGCGGUUAAAGAUUUACAACAAAUACCGGAUAAUCGCGGUUCCACAUUAUAUAGACUGCUAACAGAUCCGGACAACGUAAAUUUGGAAUAUCUAUCGGCCGAUCUGUUCGCUAAAAUGACGAAGCAGAUUAAACGAAUAUCCCAUUCCUUGUACGAGGCAAACUUAUCUUCCAAGUUUGCAUCUAUGGAGAUACAGGAAUUGCAAUUAACAUCCGAUCUGAUGCUGACGGCCUGUAAAAUCGGCAGGACAUUGAUUGGAGUCGGUGUGAAUCCGAAUAGUAACAUGGGACUCGCGGUCAUUAAUUUAGGAGUGUGUAAUCUGCCGCCCACCUUUAGAACCGAUGUAGCGAACAAGAUGUUGGCUCAUAUAGAGCAGUAUAAAGGUUCUUGGCUGCAAAGACAUUUUCCGCAGGGACUUCAGGACUCCCUGCUAGUUUUGACUAGUGCGUUGCAUAGGUUUGUGCCGGAGACAUAAUUUUUUUUUUCAACUUUUGUUUUUAAUGAGCAAAAUCUAUAAAACGCAAAUGUCUAAAAGACUUUUACAGGGCAUCUCUUGAACUUUUGUGUUGUUCGAGAAUUUAGUUGAUAAAAGGCUUCAAAUAUACGCGGCAAAUAAAACUCGUAAUACAUGCAGGAUUCCAAGGAUAUAUUUGAAGAAAGACUAUCAAAAGCAAUAUGUACUUUUAGUCUAACAUAUUAUCAUGCUGAUUACUAUUAUAGGAUGAGGCCCAGUUGCGCACAGACCCGAUCGGACACCACCAA